AUGUACAUCAAGACUCUCCUCAUCUUUGUUGCUCUUGCUGCUGUGGACGUGUAUGGGAGCCACAUUCAUUACCAUGGACCCAUCGCCAUCCCACAUGUCCUCCACAACGGCUAUCUAGCAGACACACAUGAAGUAGCAGCAGCCAAGAGCGCUCAUUUUGCUGCUCUGGCUACAGAGACUCACGGUCACGGGUAUGGAGGGGCUACGGUUAUGGUGGAGGCUAUGGAUAUGACCAGGAUGAAAUACCAUGGACCCAUAACUGCACCUCAUGUACUGUAUGACGGACUCAUCGCAGACACUCACGAGGUUGCUGCUGCCAAGGCUGAUCAUUUCGCCGCCGUAGCCAAGGCCAAGGCUCAUGCAGGAUACGGACAAGACUACAGCGGACGUUAUGCCGGAGGAUAUGGCGGGCAUUCAGGAGCGUAUCAGGGAUACUCCCAUCGUGUCGCUCCUUUCCAAGGACCUCUCGCCAAGCCUGUCGUGCUCAAGUCUGGAUACCUGGCAGACACUCACGAGGUCGCUGCCGCCAAACAUCACCAUCUUGAGGCCCUCCACAAGGCCAGUAAAUAUGGUCAUCACGAUUAUCAUUAUUGA
Homalodisca vitripennis (glassy-winged sharpshooter) is the source of this 594-nucleotide messenger RNA. RefSeq names its product cuticle protein 5-like. Lineage: Eukaryota; Metazoa; Arthropoda; Insecta; Hemiptera; Cicadellidae. The transcript is spliced from 3 exons. The record is from RefSeq and is a predicted model, not a curated record. The coding region runs from base 1 to 594 and encodes 197 amino acids.